Schistosoma margrebowiei is the source of this 4075-nucleotide messenger RNA. The record is from the annotation of a GenBank genome assembly. Lineage: Eukaryota; Metazoa; Platyhelminthes; Trematoda; Strigeidida; Schistosomatidae.
GUUCGCUAAGACUGCACGUUGUUGGGCUGUACUACUAUAUUAAGUUGGAGAUUCAUUUCUUAAAAGAUUUGCCAUGUCAUAUGCUUCAGCGGUCGAUAUUUCAAAAGUUUCUGACCCAUCGUUUGAUCAGGGUGCUCAUGAAAAUAUAUUCGCUCUAGACAUCGGUGGUUCACUUGCGAAAUUAGUAUACAAACGCGUCUUCCGGUAUAGACGUUCUAUACCCCAGCAAUGUCGUAAAAGUGUCAGUGAAAAUGAAAUACCUUUUGACUUUUAUGAGUACACAGAACACGAAGACGAAGGACAAAAACUAUGUUUCAUGAAAUUUGAAACUAAGAACAUAGAAGAAUGUUUGGAUUUCAUUCUUUUUAACAUAACACAUCAAGGUGAUUUAUCCAAAAAAACAAUUAAUAAGAUCAAGGUGACUGGUGGGGGUGCUUAUCGCUAUCGUGAACUGAUUUGUUCGAAGUUGGGAGUUGAAUUGGAUAAAGAAGAUGAAAUGGAUUGUCUUGUAAGAGGAUGUGUAUUUAUGCUUCGAAACAUCCCAGAUGAGUUAUUUUAUUAUGACAAACAUGCUACUCCAGCUCACGUCUUUGUUCCAAAUUGCUUGGUUAGUACGUUCCCUUUCCUUUUGGUCAAUGUUGGGUCUGGCGUUAGUUUCUUGAAAGUUAAAAGUCCCACGUCUUACCAAAGGGUUGGUGGAACGUCUAUUGGGGGUGGCACUUUUUGGGGUUUAGGAACGCUGUUAUCUGGAGGAAAGUUUACUUUCGAUGAGCUUCUGGAAAUGGCGGAUUCCGGUGACCACCGCAAUGUUGACAUGUUAGUACGCGAUAUAUAUGGAGGUGCGUAUGAAACACUUGGACUUUCUGGGGAUGUAAUUGCGAGCUCAUUUGGUUUAGCCGCCCGUCAUCCAGAACAACCUCGUGUUUUAGGUGAUAUGGUGAAGUCCCUACUAAUUACAGUUAGCAAUAAUAUAGGUCAAUUGGCUUGUCUAUAUGCUAAACAGUAUAACCUUACACGAAUUCUUUUUGGGGGAUAUUUUAUUCGGGGACAUGGGUUAACAAUGGAAGUAAUUACUUAUGCCGUUCGGUUUUGGUCAGGCGGAGAAUACAAAGCCUUAUUUUUACGGCAUGAAGGGUAUUUAGGGGCAGUAGGUGCAUUUCUGAAAACUUGUAAGAAUAAUAAUUCAACGGAACGAAAAGCACUUUGGUCUGAGAACUAUGUAGUUAGCUCGAGUAAUACUCCGUUCUCUGAUAAUCCGUUUGAAUCAAAACCAUAUGCGACCAAUCACAGUAAAGGAGAAACUGAUUUCAAUAAAGUUCCUCCUCAUGAUCUGUCAAUUGUGAAUUUUUCAGUUGGUAAAGUACCGAAUCCAAAACACUUAAUAAUCGCUCAAAAAGCAGAAGAAAGCAAGUCUACUUUAAAGAGUUCUUCAAAGUCUACGUCACAGAAACACGAAAUUUCAAAACUGCCUAACUUUGAACUCGAUCGUGUGUUUACACAUUCUCUAGAAAUGUUUCAUUUACUAGAGUCACCCGCAAAUUAUUCACCAGAUACAUGGGAUCUAACUCACGAUGAAGAAGCCAGGAUUUAUUGGUUAGGUUGUUUCGAAAGCUGUAUAGAAUAUCACAGAGCAAAAGCUGAAGAAAGUCAAUCUGACACAUUAUCAGAUGCCUCUGACCGUUCUCAUCAGUUCGCUGAACGAUAUAAACGAUUUCUACGUGAAUUGAGUGCUGAUCCAAGUGGUCGUGGAGUGCUUACUGUAAGAUGCCUUUUAUCCGCUCAACAGCAUUUCCUACGUGAAUAUGGAUUUGGAGAUGUCUUUUGUUUACAGAAAAGAUUUGAAAAUCGAGGUGCUCUUUCUGCUCUUAUGGAUCGAUUAGGUGAACUUUCUAAAUUGGAUUGGUCUAAUCGUCAACUGUCUUUGAUUGAAGGUCUUUUGGCUGGUAAUAUGUUUGAUUGGGGUGCAGCUGAGGCGAUUCAAUUCCUAAAGGAAGCUCCAAAGAAUAAAUUUGGUGCAGCUGACUUUCAUGUUAUAUUAGAUAAAGUUCAGGUGGGUUGAAAUCUUUGUACAAAAGAGUUUUUUCAGAGGACAAACGGCUAAAAUUUUCACUACUGAGUUAUAAGUUUUAAUCUUUUCUCGCUGAAUUUAUCUUAGAAAUCCGCGCACUAUGUUCAGUUUUGACAGGUGUACUUCGAAAUCCUGCUUAUAAACCUCUUUCUGUUUACAAGGUUGUCUCUCAGUGCAGAACAUUUUUAAAUUGUUCGCUUCAUCAACCACCAUACUUAUAGGUAUAAAUCGAUAAAGCUAUGCUCAUAUACAGGUAAAUUUCUAUUAUUUAUAUCUUUUUUAAUUAUAUUGUUUUUUAUGGAAUUAUUCAUUAUUACCAGAUAUUUAUAUUUUUUUCUCAUAGUCUAGACCUUGGUUAGUUGACAAUUAUGAUAAUUGGAUUGAUCGAAUCAGCGUGUCCGGAUCACCUUAUCGUUGUAUUUUAAUUUUCUGCGAUAAUAGUGGUGCAGAUAUUAUACUUGGUGUACUACCAUUUGCUAUGGAAUUUCUAAAUCGUGGAUGUAAAGUAAUAAUGGCGGCUAAUUCAAGUCCUGCUAUCAAUGAUAUAACUUAUCAAGAAUUGGAACUACUCCUACACAUGAUAGCAUCUUUUGAGCCUUUAAUAGCUGAAUCUCUUAAUAAUGGACAACUUAUGUUAGCUGAAAAUGGCCAAACUUCACCUUGUCUAGAUUUUCGUCUAAUUGCUAGCUCGUUGGUUCAGUUGGCAGAACGGGAACAGGUCGACUUGAUUGUCAUUGAAGGUAUGGGUCGAGCAAUUCAUUGCAAUUUAAAUGCAAAAUUCACCGUCGAUACACUCAAAAUAGCUGUGAUUAAAAAUUCUUGGCUUGCACGAAGGUUAGGCGGUCAGCUAUAUGGUGUGAUAUUUAAAUUUGAACCUGUUUUAAAGUCAAGAUAAUAUUCUGAAAAUUAUGUAAAUUGUUGUUGUAUCAAGAGAGUUGUUUACAUGAAUUAAUUAAUUGAUUCCAUAUAGUAUUAAAAAUGUAUCUAGCUCAGUUGCUGAACAAUACCUUCAUUUCUUAUAUUCCUUGCUUCUUGUUACAUUAAAUCAUACCAUACACUACUACGUACUUAUUGUUAGAUACUACUUCCGGAACAUUCCUUGACAAAUAUUUGACAGCUAACUAAUUUUUUUGCAAAUUACUGUCAAAGUAUACACUAGUUACUUUCUAUUCAUCUUUAUUAUUAUUAUUUCUAUAUAAUUGUAAUAAUGUUACAUGAAAACAUUUCAGAUUAAUCAAAUAUUGGCUGUAAAAUUAUUUGAUUUCUUUGUGAUGUGUUCUGUUAGUAAUAAUUAUUUAAUAAUUUAUAAUGGUUUAACCUUAUCUUUGUUACCAUGGUCGUUAUCUUUGAUAUUGUCAUCAUUGUUUACCAUCGACUUUUCUCGUGUGUUUUUUCUCAUCGUAAUAGUUGUAUUUUUCUCUUCCAACUUUGUAUAGAUUUACUGUCCUUUAAUAUUAGACUUGGGAUUAAAUGUAAUUUUUAAUCAACAUGUAAACAUUCUGUACAAAACUCAUUAUUCAAUAUAAUUUUAGUAUAUUUCAAAAUUUCUAAUCUUUUUACUAUUUUUAAAAUAUAAUCUACUUUCAAUGUUUUUAAGUAGUCUUUUUACUAAUGAUAUUCUUUCUUUAUUACGCAUCUAUUUGAUUGUGUUUUCUCCCUUUUUUAAUAUUAUUCUCAUUUAGUCCUAUAAUUAAUCAUCUAAAAAAGAAGAUUUUAGUUCGUUUAAUAACUGAAUUUUAAAAAAAUGAACGUCAAUUAAGUUGUGUUCUUUGAAUUUGUUCACUUAGUUACUGUGCCAAUUUAUUUUCAAGCAAUUCCUCUUUUUUUGUUAAUUGAGAACAGAAAAAAAAAUGGAAAAAUUGAUGUUUGUCCUUUUUUUUAAUAACAAAACAUUUAUCGCAUGAAUUAGUUAUUUUCUAAAAAAAAAGUAAUGUAUCAGUAUUUAGUUUAUCAGUAUUUGUAAAAUGUCGUAUCAGUGAUGUUUUUAAUUUCAAAUACACUUUGGGU